Molecule: messenger RNA, 1599 nt
Organism: Balearica regulorum gibbericeps (East African grey crowned-crane)
Lineage: Eukaryota; Metazoa; Chordata; Aves; Gruiformes; Gruidae
Source: RefSeq, a predicted model, not a curated record
AUGGACGGCGAUGACACCGUAACCGCUGAGGUCUGCAAGGAAGCUGACGUUGGGGAUGGAGAGUUGUGGGAGGUGAUGGUGGCCGGCUACCCGGUGCUGCUGGUGAGGAACAAGAAGGAGUUCAGCGCCCUGGGCAGCAAGUGCCCCCACUAUGGUGCCCCGCUCUGCAAAGGAGUCUUGAAGGGGGAGAGGCUGCGCUGCCCCUGGCAUGGUGCCUGCUUUAACAUCAAAACCGGAGACAUUGAGGAGUACCCGUCUCUGGACUGCCUUCCCUGCUUUAAGGUAACAGUGAAAGAUGGAAAGGUGUUUGUUACAGCAAAAAAGAAGGAUCUUGAAAGCAGUCUGAGGGUGAAGGACACAAGCAAGCGAUGCCUUCUCAACCGGGACACGAUGCUGCUUCUAGGUGGAGGUGUGGCUGCCCUGGCAUGUGCGGAGACGCUUCGCCAAGAGGGCUUUACUGGAAGGAUCAUCAUGGCCACCAAAGAGAAACAUGUUCCAUACGACAAGUCCAAACUGAGCAAGGAAAUGAACUUGAAAGCUGAGGACAUGUACCUGAGGAAACCUGAAUUCCUCGCUGCUCAUUGCAUAGAGCUCUGGACAGAGAAAGAGGCAGUGUCGGUGGAUUUCCAGAAACAGAAGGUCCGCUUCAUGGAUGGGUCCUCUCAGAAGUACAAUCAGCUCCUCAUUGCAACAGGCAGCCACUCCAGCUCCCUCAAAGUCCCAGGUGCAGACCUGCAGAACGUGUGCAUUCUCCAAACCCCUGAAGACUCUAGCAAGAUCUUAGAGCUGGCAACUGGGAAGAAUCUGGUGAUCGUAGGAGCUUCAUUCGUAGGAAUGGAGGUAGCUGCCUUCCUCUCAGACAAGGCUGGUGCCAUCUCAGUGGUGGAAAAAAAGGAGUUUCCUUUCCAGAAUGCGCUGGGUCCUCAGGUUGGAGGUGUUGCCAUGAAGAUGCUGCAAAGUAAAGGGGUGAAGUUUUACAUGAAAACAGAACUGUGUGAGCUGAAAGGAAAGGAUGGAAAGGUCACAGAAGCUGUUCUUGCCAGUGGAGAGAAACUACCUGCAGAUGUGGUAGUGGUGGGAAUAGGGGUGUUCCCCAACUUGGCAUUUCUGAAGGGCACGUCCAUCGCCAGAGAUGAGAGCGGUGCCAUCCUGGUGGAUCUGCGCAUGCAAACCAACAUCCCAAAUACCUUUGCUGCGGGGGAUGUGGUCUCCUUUCCUGUAGCGCUGCUCAACGGGGACCGGAUCAGCAUCCAUCACCAACAAGUGGCCGAGGCCCAUGGUCACAUUGCUGCCUUAAACAUGCUGAAGAAAGAGAAGGAAUUGCACACGGUUCCCUUCUUCUGGACCACGAUGCUUGGGAAAAGCAUCCGCUACGCAGGUAGGAAGGGGCAGAGAGAUGGGAACAGCCAGACAGCUUCCCAAGAUCCACAUUCUUCCACCUUCCCUUUCAGGGACGGCUUCGUGACUGCAGCUGCCAGCCUGAACUGUGACCCCAUGGUAUCUCUGAUUGCAGAAGUUUUAUACUUAGGGAAACAAAUCUCUAAAGAAGAAGCAGAGGCCUGUGACAUCUGCAAUAUACCCCCGCUGGCAGAAACCUAA